AGGUGCGCCACCGGGCACACGGGGAAGGCAGACGCGCGCCCGCAGCCAUGACCGUCCCCAUCGCCAAGUCCUUCUACGACCUGAGCGCCACCUCCUUGCAGGGGGAGAAGGUGGACUUCAACGUCUUCCGGGGCCGCGUGGUCCUCAUCGAGAACGUGGCGUCCCUCUGAGGCACCACGGUGCGGGACUACACCCAGCUCAACCAGCUGCAAGCCCGCUACCCCCGGCGGCUGGUCGUGCUGGGCUUCCCCUGCAACCAAUUUGGCUACCAGGUAAGU
Molecule: messenger RNA, 278 nt
Organism: Egretta garzetta (little egret)
Lineage: Eukaryota; Metazoa; Chordata; Aves; Pelecaniformes; Ardeidae
Product: glutathione peroxidase 2-like
Exons: 1
Biological process (GO): response to oxidative stress
Molecular function (GO): glutathione peroxidase activity
Source: RefSeq, a predicted model, not a curated record